Pristis pectinata (smalltooth sawfish) is the source of this 2515-nucleotide messenger RNA. It is a transcript of the gene spidr, whose product is annotated as scaffold protein involved in DNA repair. The transcript is spliced from 18 exons. The record is from RefSeq and is a predicted model, not a curated record. Gene Ontology annotation, biological process: double-strand break repair via homologous recombination; regulation of establishment of protein localization to chromosome. Bases 132 to 2387 code for a protein of 751 amino acids. Lineage: Eukaryota; Metazoa; Chordata; Chondrichthyes; Rhinopristiformes; Pristidae. Gene Ontology annotation, cellular component: nucleoplasm; nuclear chromosome.
GACAGUUUUAGUGAGGAUGAAGGUGUGACUUCUGACCAAAUGGGGUGUCUAUUGGACAUCCAAUGUACUGAUUCGGAUGCUUCAGUGAGCAGUAAAGGGAGUUGUAGAGAAUGUGUAAUUCAGCAAUCUGAAUGUACAACAGUGGAAGAGAAAGUAUUUUGAUGGUGAAAAUCUUGGAGUUACAUGAAGAAUGUUCGAUGUUCGUAGCAUUGUGUCAGCCAUUGAUUGAAAUCUCUAUGGAGCAAGCUGUUGAAAAUGAUGACUGUGGCAGCAAAACCCUUCUCAAUGUUUUAUUCACAAGAGAAACAGCAUUCCACCUCAGAAUUGGUGCAGGAGAUACUGUUCAUAUAUAUCCACCUUGGCAGAAACUUGAUGUGCAGGGUGAAAAAACUCCUGUUAUUUUGUGCACUUACUUCAGUCAGAAGAUAUUUUCAAAAAAUGUUGCUGGAAUGAAAGUUAACAGUUGCUGUCCUGAAAAGUUACCUGUGUUCAAAAAAACUCCACUGUCUUUAGUUUUGAAAUUUAACCUCAUUGAUGCAAGACAGAAACAUUGUUUAACUGAUAAGGACAUUACACUAACCACAGGGAAUACAAAAAGUACAUUAUCGAUAAGCCAACAGGAGAAACCAAUACAGGUGUUGGACUUUGAACAUCAUUUUUCAGCCAAUAGUGUAUGUGACUCAUUACUUGAAGUAAUUGAAAGCCAGGGAGCAUCAGGAUGGGGAAAGAAAAAUCUGAAAGUUGUUAUUCAGAGAGUAUACUGCCUUCCUGUAAAAGAUAUUCUUCACAAUCAACUGAUUAGAAGCGACCAAACAGAUCAUUCCCUGUGUUCAAACAUGGGUCAACAAAAUGCAAGGUCAAAAGUGGGAAUGUUUGCAAAAAGUUCAGAGCCAUUCACAAUUCAUCAGCAAAUGAAGCUGUCCAUGCCUGUAUUACAGCAAGAUCAAGUCAACAUUCAGUACAGAUUGAUAAGUGGAAUCUGGAUCGACGAAGGCCAGAUCUGGCUAUGUCUUCUAGUACAAGACAUGUAUGGUUUAUUUAGUGAAGUUCACCAGCACACAUUUUGCUCAGUGGAAGAGGACUUGCAGGCACAAAAUGCUUGCUGGGAGGGAAAGACAUGCUACCUCACAGGAAUGAAGAUUCUGCACAGGACAACACGAGGAAGGUCUUCAGGGCUCUUCAGUCUUAUUGAAAGUCUGUGGCCUCCAUUGGUUCCUCCAAAAGUCCAUGGGCACAGUCAAGACAGCCAAGAGCACAUGGAUUUGUCGACUGAUGCAAUUCUGCCUGUUCCAAGUUUUUGCUACGUUCUUGCCCCUCUGCCAGGGGAAGGAGGAGUGGAGGUGGUUCAGAAUGAAACUAUAUCUGACCUCUACCGGCCUAGAAUAAUAAACAAUUUAAAACAUAUUCUUCAGCAAAUUCCUGAAAAUCAACGAUGUAGUUUCAAAGCAGAAGUCAUUUACAGAAGGCUCCAGGGAUACAGUUACUACCCUUCAAUCCAAAGGAACAAUUCCAGAAACUAUAGAAUUUUGGAAGACAAGAGCUCAAGAGCCAGAGGAUAUACAGUGAAGGGUGAUUGGAUAAUGAACAAAAAAUGUAAUGAGGAAGAACUGUUUUAUGCACUGAGUGGAUCAAAAUCCACUCAAUUGAUGGGUAAGAAUGAUUGGCUUUUUGUGACUGAUUCAACACUACAGUCUGCAAGUCUUGAUUAUGGACUACCAAGAACCCUCUCAAUCUGUGUAACCUCAUUCUGCAUGCUGAGUACUGAGGUUACUAAAACACUAAAUGGUGAAAUAUCCAGCAUCAUGAUGUUCAAAGAUGCCAUCGUUGAAAAAGAUUCUAUAGUAUGUGCUGAGGGUACUAUACUUUCACUUGAGAAAUCGCUGUCUCAGUGUAAUGAAAAUCAGGAAAUUCCUACAUUGACUGGAAAAGUUAUCCUCGAUGAACUCAGUGCUAUGACCAAAGUAAAUUCUAUAUGUACAGUUCAAGGAACUGUGGUUGGCGUGGAUGAGACCGCUGCUUUCUCCUGGAUAGUUUGCAACACAUGCGGAAAUGGAAAAUUGGAAAAGAUGCCUGGGGGAUGUGAACUAUUUUACUGCCAUCAAUGUGCUCAGUCUGUGAUGACACCUCUAACAAAGAUGCAAUUGGAAGUGUUUCUGCAUUGUCCUGUGCUGCCAAACAGUACCAUAAAAGUUAAGCUACGGGAACCAAGCAUUUCAUCCUUGCUGAUGCAUUCCUCCAGGGAUAAAGAAGGUUAUGAAGUAAACGGUAUUCUUGGAAAGGAGGUGGGGCCUCUCAGCUGCUUUGUCCGCUCUGUAACCAAUCAUCCAUCAAUCUGGAUUGGACUGGAAGAAAUCCGUCUGCUGCAGUUGGUAACUCAGCCUCAGUGAAACUUCUCACCCAUCAGCAAUCAUUGUGACAGUGAUGGUUAUAUGUUUGAUAUUUUAUGAUGAAUACCUGGUAUUGCAUUCCAUAUUUAUGAGUCUCAUGUAUUGUAAAUAAAUAAUUACUUUGGGUA